AAAACAAUCACACGAUAAACAGUUAUAACACACAUUUCUUGAAAUUCGGAAUACGUUUUGCAUGCUUUUAUUUUUAUAAGGCUGAAGAAUAUGAAUACUGUUUGUAAAAUUUUAAAUACAGAUAUCUGCGAGUUGCUGAACCAGUUGCUAAUCAGUCUGGGCUAUGGAUCGUGCAACAAGAGUUCCAGAGGAAAAAAUAAAGCGGGCAAAGCAUACUACUGUUCAAACGAGACUCAAAAAGAAGACAAUUCGCAGGUGGAAUGCUACGUGGUUAAACAUGCCAGCUAUACAAUCCACCACAAGUACCCGGGUCCCUUGAUCACCUACGAUGGCGAGGCGAUGGGUGAACCUCGUUUGAUUCGCUUUUCCGAUUUGCGAAACCGCAAAGUGGUUUCAAUGUUCAAUAGUUGCGAAAACGAGAAAGCGGAAUGUAAAGUAAAGGGCGAAGAUGAGUCUUCUGAAGAAGUGUGUUUUUCGGAGAAGAUGGUUCUGGAAGAAACUUUUUCGGAAAAUGAAGGACUCCACAAUGAAAACGGCGAAGACGACUUUAUGUCUGAACAUAAAUGUCCACCGGAAUCUAAUAGUGAUAGCGAAUGCAUGAUGCAAUGUCCUCCCGUAAAACAGGAAUUGAGCGAAGAGCAGAGCCAGACAUCGGUAGAGGACGUUUGUGAUGAAAAUUCAGCAGAGGAAGCCAAGACAGAGGCCUCCAAGGUGCAGGAAAAUAUACUGCAUUUGGUGAAAACCCUUUUUCCCAAGGAUCCUGGCACUCAAAAAAGCAAGGCCAGAGAAAGAAAAACACGCUGUAAAUCCUCCUUUGAAAACCAAUGCGCAAAAACUGAAAAAUUGGCCAAAAAGUUGUACAAAAAGUUCGUAGAAAAACAGUGUGAAGGAACUGAUUCACCUGCCUGGGAGUUCCUGACACCCGCGAAGAAGCUGCGCUUCCAGUGGAAGGCCAUCACAGGUGAUGAGUUACAGAAGACCCCCUACGAAAAUUUUCGCAUUAGUUUCUUGAAUAGCUUUUGCAGAAGGCACCCCCGGACCUCGGGUCGUCGCUUGAGAACCGAAUUGCGAACCCACUGGUGUCAACUGGAGCGCUCUCAGCGGCUGCCGUUCGCGCUACUGGCCUUACUGUACUACGUAUCCCAGGGAAGUGUGGACCCAGAAGAUCACUGUGCUGUGCGUGAACUUUUCGACAGAUUGCAUGUUGCGGCCAAUCUAUUUUCGUGCGAAAAACUCAAAAUCUGCAGCCCCACUCUACCCCUUCUGGAAGCCCUCGGCGCUCGAUGCUCUUGAACCAGAUUCGCUGUGAAUAAUGGAUCCUCUACUUUUCGCCAAGGUCGUUCUUGACAUGGCAUUGCCACUCGAUUAACAAUUAACGCCGCAGCAGCGCUCAGCAUUCAAGGUCGCGCAGAAUUAAGACAACAAGGCAAGUACCCCACCACCCAGAAUCCCGAUGGACGUGUAGUAGAAGGAGGCCAAAUCAAUUUCCCAUGCGCAUAUAUUAGCCAUAAAAAUUCGUUGUACUUCAAACAGAAACAAAUAAAACAAACGAGAGGCAAA
Molecule: messenger RNA, 1560 nt
Organism: Drosophila bipectinata
Lineage: Eukaryota; Metazoa; Arthropoda; Insecta; Diptera; Drosophilidae
Source: RefSeq, a predicted model, not a curated record